This is a messenger RNA of Betta splendens (Siamese fighting fish), 3983 nucleotides long. RefSeq names its product SH3 domain containing GRB2 like 2a, endophilin A1 (gene sh3gl2a). Gene Ontology annotation, cellular component: cytoplasm; glutamatergic synapse; presynapse. NCBI's taxonomy places the organism in Eukaryota, Metazoa, Chordata, Actinopteri, Anabantiformes, Osphronemidae. Gene Ontology annotation, molecular function: protein binding. Gene Ontology annotation, biological process: synaptic vesicle uncoating. The transcript has 12 exons. The coding region runs from base 1039 to 2118 and encodes 359 amino acids. The record is from RefSeq and is a predicted model, not a curated record.
ACUUGGUUUCCCACAUAUUAAUCUGGACUCUGAUCUCUCCGCCUAGUUGGUGACCGUCACCCCGUGUUCUCGUUGCGGGGCUGUAAUGUGCCACGCGUCCGUCUGCCACAGUCGAUCGACCAUCUGGUGUCGGGACUGACGAACACCGCGCGGAUGACUUCCACCGUUUUAUCCGCAGCACCGACUCGCAGGUACAGGCUCCGGAUGCGGACAUUUAACGGUGUCAGGUAAUAUCGCGAUGGCUGAGAUGAGGUCGAGAAUGGGCGUGACGAGACGACAGCGACAGCGACAGCAAAGGUCUGAGUUCUGGGGAAGAAACAUACAGCCGAAAAGCGUUUUCCGGUGUACACGUGUUCUGCAGCUGUUUCAGUCCUGACAUGACGGUAGAUGCUGCUAAAAGAGUCAUAAGCAGGAGCACACUUAAAUCCAGCAGGUCGUCUUAAAUAAUAAAGGAGCAAGCUCAAUGCGCAGGUGCUCGUGUUACCGCAGCGCAGCUAUCGACUGUGAGCUCAUCGAACCCACCGCUUCAUUUAAGCGUGGGAGACUCGCAUGCUCGUUGAUGUUGGCGCUGUCCAUGGUCCUGAAACGAGUCACUCAGGCUCGUUUUGAGUUUAGGGACCCGCGCUUGUCUCGUUUUAUUUCGUCACAAUUGAAAACAGUUGAUUUGCGUUUCAUUUUGUUGUGUUCUGGUAAUGUUUUUCCUUUUUUCCUCGAUGUCUUGAGAAUCUGAAACCUAUUUUAGAUUCUCGUACAUUCCCAGUCCCCCCCCCCCUUCAGACCAGGACGGUCUAUCGUGGUGUGAAGUCCAGCCGCACGAGGAGCCGGCCGCUUUAAACGGCGCUCACUCCUGCGUCAGCGCCGACGUCCAAUAGCCGUGCCGGGGCUUAGUCAGCCCCCCGCUCACAGGAGAUCCCGCGGGUCAGGAGCGGCGUAGACGGGACUUAGCCACGGCUGGAACAGCACCGCCAGACAUCUCAUCCUCCUCCACCUGCAGCAUCCUCUACUCACGUUGCCAGCCAGGGCCGCCGUGAAGCCACCAUGUCCGUAGCGGGGCUGAAGAAGCAAUUCCACAAAGCCACUCAGAAAGUGAGCGAGAAGGUUGGAGGAGCCGAAGGAACGAAGCUCGAUGAGGACUUCACCGAAAUGGAAAAGCGGGUGGAAGUCACCGCCCGCGCGCUGAUGGACAUCAUGACCAAGACCACCGAGUAUCUGCAGCCGAACCCAGCCACCAGAGCCAAGAUGAGCAUGAUGAACUCCAUGUCGCGCAUCCGGGGCCAGGAGAAGGGGCCGGGCUACACGCAGACCGAGACCAUCCUGGGGGAGUCCAUGCAGAGGUUCGGCCGGGAGCUGGGAGACGACUCCACCUUCGGCAUGGCGCUGAUGGACGCCGGCGAGGCCAUGCACGAGCUGGGGGAGGUGAAGGACGCGCUGGACAUGGAGGUCAAGCAGAACUUCAUCGACCCCCUGCAGAGCCUGCAUGAAAAGGACAUCCGGGAGAUUCAGCACCACCUGAAGAAGCUGGAGGGCCGGCGCCUGGACUUCGACUACAAGAAGAAGCGCCAGGGCAAGGUGGGGGAGGACGAGAUCAAGCAGGCGCUGGAGAAGUUCGACGACUCCAAGGAGAUCGCGGAGCAGAGCAUGUUCAACCUGCUGGAGAGCGACAUCGAGCAGGUGAGCCAGCUGGCGGCUCUGGUCCACGCUCAGACCCAGUACCACACCCGCGCCUCUGAGAUCCUCACGCAGCUCUCCAGCAAAAUAGACGAACGGAUAAGAGAAGCCUCCAACAAGCCGAGGAAAGAGUUCCUCCCCAAACCGCGCACCUCCCUGGACUUCAGCAUCAGCGAGAACCACAACGGAGGCGUGCACAGCGCCCGCUCCCCAGGGGCGCGGUCUCCAGCAAGAUCUCCAGCCAGGUCUCCAGCCCCCAUGGACCAGCCGUGCUGCCGCGCGCUGUACGACUUCGAGCCCGAGAACGAGGGCGAGCUGGGCUUCAAGGAGGGCGACAUCAUCACGCUGACCAACAAGAUCGACGAGAACUGGUACGAGGGGAUGCUGCACGGCAACUCGGGCUUCUUCCCCAUCAACUACGUGGACAUCCUGGUGCCGCUGCCGCACUAGGACCCCCCCCCCCCCACCACCACCACCACCACCACCACCACCACCCCCGCCCGGGCCUCCAGCUCCUCCCGCCAGUAUUCCCAGUAACCUGUUCCUAAACAUUCCUACUACCCACUACUCCAGGUUAACGGAGUACAGCAGCAGCAACGCAAAUUUGAUUGAAGAUGUGAGCGAGAUUGACAGUGAAUUAAAGAGUACGUACUGACUCAGCAAAAAAAAAAAAAAAAAAAGAAAAAGCAUUUGUGUUGUUGCUUCCCGUCAUCCCAGGAGGUUCCUUCAGGCUUCAGUUUUCCUUUUGUCUGUGCUUUAAGUUCGCUGUCAGUCCGAGUUAAUUAGAGCGACCUCGGAGAAAUCACCUUCACUGUAUUACGUGGAAACCUCUGCAGUAGAUAGCGACUCGUCUCUCACGUUGUAGGAAAUAAUAAUAAAAACAAAAGCUUCAUGUUUGUUAGAGGCUUGACUUAGCAUGGUUUAAUGUUUUAUCUUACGAAAAUACGUUGCGCUGUUUUUUUUUUUGCUUUGUAUUUCCUGUUCCUCUCUCGAACCUGGCCCAGCACGGCUCUCUGUCCGAGGGACCUCCUCAGCGUUUCAACUCUGUGUAGUCGAGGGAAAAGCCACUCGAUUUGUCUGCUGCACGACACGUGCGCGUGAUUGGCCGCGUCCGAUUUAGGCGCCAAAGGCCCCGGCGGCAGCUCCAACGGGGGCGACGUUGGUUUUGUUUUUUGUUUUUUUUUUAGGUGUGUGAUAUUUCAUAUCUGAGUCGGCGGUUAGUGAAGCGAUGGCACGAGGUGCAAAAGCACGAGUUGUGAAAUCGCGACAGCUUGAAAGCGACGCGGGAAGAGGGCGGCGCGUGCGUUUCAGUCCCCUGACGCGUUUCGUAUCGCGACCGCGGGAACGCGCUGCGCGAGGCGGCGGCUCUCUGCAGCAGCGCGUGCAGCCGCUGUUCGGCGUUCUGUAGCGAAGCCGUGUGUAAAACCAACCACACACGCGCGCCCUGACGAGCACGCGGCGGCCGAGCGGAACCAGAAAUACUUUAUUUUUGUCACAGUGAGUCUGUGGGAAUCCUGAUGAUGCAAUCCACGUUACUUCUUACCCCAUAACACAACUUUCUUCUCUGUGUCAAGUCACACGUUCGGAAAGCGUGGCCCAUUUCUUCUUUGACGGUCAGACUGUAGUUGUUCCGUCUGGGUUUUCUGCUAAACAACGUGAGUUGUUGUGUUGCAUCUUUACAAGUGUUUUGUGUGUAUUUGCACUUUUGAGGCGUGGGGGCGGGGCUUCGGACGACCUCUGACCCGGCUCACCGUCUUUAAGCUCGAGCGCAGUUCAUUAUUAUUAUUAUUAUUAUUAUUAUUAUUAUUAUUAUUAUUAUUACUGAUAAUGAUGCAAAAUCAACAGGUGACUCAUAUUCAGUGUUGUUUUCGUUAAAGGGAAGCACAACUUUCCAGACGGUACUUACAGUAGCUGACUAGAGAAAGAGGCAGAGAGAUGAGGUCGUGUUUUUUAAGGUGAUACAAUUGAUUCCUUUUUGUUCUCUUUCACUUUUUUUAACAAUCGUGUGUAUCUUUGCCCUCAAUGAGGACUGUACAGCUUUUCUGUGCUUUGUUUUCACCUUGUGUGUAAAGUGGCGCAUCUACAGUAAUGUAUCUUAUUUUUGUAACUGUGACAGACUAUACACAUAAAGACUAGAUGUAUAUAUAGAGUAUGUUCUCCAGGAGCGACGUGAGCGCUGGCUUCUCUGCACACGACAGGUCUGUGGGUUGUUUGUUUUCUGUUCUUGCAUUGGAUCCUGAGGCCGUAUGCUUGAUGUAAAGACAACAUGUGAAACGUCGAUGUCAUUUAUUCAAAUAAAUACAGAGAAAUGGUUA